AUGGGAUUGAAGGCAGAUCAAGGUACAUUACAUACUAUGGGAGAUAAAAUGGAUGACAAAAUACAAGAAGAAUUUGAGAAGAUGGAGAGUGAAUUUAAGAAACAAAUGGACGAAAGAAUGUCAAAAUUGCAGCUGGAAAAGGAUGAUGCCAUGUUCAAAAUGAAAUUGAAAGUUAACUUCAAAGAAAUACUUACCACAAUAAAUAGCAAGGAAUUAGCAGAAUAUCUACCAUUAGCUGAUUCCGAUAAAAAAGUAAUUAAUUCAUGUCUAGGACGGAUUAAAGCAAAUAAAGAAUUGAUGGAAAUUAUUCGUUAUCGUGGACUUGAUACCUACAAGGAGUUUAUGCAUGUGCUUCGCCAACACCAUUUAAACCUUGCAAAUAAGAUUGACGACACAAAAGACAGUGAAUAUCAAGAAGAACUUGAAGAAGAAUUAGAAAAAAUAUACAAUGAAAAGAUACCUGAAAGCGUGAGAAAGUUUCAUGACAGUAUAACUCAGGAGUGGAAAGUGAAUGAGAAUAUGAUAAUUGAAACAAAAGUAUCAAUGGAUGCGUUUAAGCGUUUAGAAAAAGAGAAUUGCAUUUGUCUUGUAGGUCGUCCUGGAAGUGGGAAGUCAUCAAUAAUUCGUCACGUUGCAUUAAAGUUUGUUGAGGAUUACGCAGUUGAAGACUUUGAUAUUAUUCCCAUAGUAAUAGAACCAUCAACUUUGUUACAAUAUUAUAACGAGAAGCGAAAUCAGAUUUUUUUAUUAGAUGACUUUUGUGGGAAAGACAAAGUAAAUAAUCAAAUCCUAGAUGUAUGGAAAUUGCAUAUUGAAAAUAUUUUAAAGAUCAUAAAUCAAAAUGAGUGCUUUGCGCACGAAACACAAAAGGCUAGAACAAAAAGAACAAAGAUUCUGGUUUCUUGUAACACAAGCGUUUAUGACAGCAAUAAGUUUGAACCAUUGAAAAAUCAUCUUGAUGCGUACGUCUUUAAGCUAUUUGAAUUUUCUUUGACACCCGAGGAGAGAGAAACAAUGAUCGAGAAAUACGCUCCAAACGUAGAAGGAAAAGAUUAUAGGCAAGAAGAAAAAUCUUCGAACAAAUUCGAUUUCCCACUUCUUUGCAAGUUGUCAAAAGGAAAAAGUAUUGACGAAAUUAAUGAACUCUUUUCUGAUCCAAUCAAAAGUAUCAAAGAUGACUUAAAAAAAGUUCAGAAAGGCGACAGAUUUCAGUUUUGUGCUAUAGCUAUAUGUACUUUAUGCAAUAACAAACUUGAAACUAAAUGGCUUAACCUUAACUGUGAGACUAACGAUAAUCGCAUUAAGAGAGCCGUUGCUGAAAUGUGUUUAGAAUUCAACAUAGAUCUAAAUAUUCCUAAUGACUUCAAGAGUAUUCAAGAUCAGUUCGAUAAGCAAAUGGAUUGGCUAAGUAAGUCUGGUGACACUUAUCAUCAUAUCCAUGACGAAAUAUUCCAUAUUGCGUCAAUAUUAUGUGGAAAGACAUAUCAACGAUGCUUUAUAAAUCAUGCACCAAGCUCUUUUAUAGCCAAUAGAUUCAAUUUUCAAGACCACUGUGAAGGCUUGAUAACUCUGAAAAUUAAAUACCAAAAACUGUAUUUUGAUCGAUUAUUUAGAGACUUAGAAAAUGGGUUUAAUUAUAGCACAUUUCAAAACAUUCAGCUCAAAAACGAGAAUUACAGAAAAGCGUUUAUCGAAUAUUGCUGGAACAGGGAGUUCAAAUUUAAAGAAAUCCUUGAGAACCUUAAGCAAAACUCUGUCAAAAUGAACAUCAAAAGUAAAACCGUCAAGGACAAACCUCCACUUCGUCGAAAAGACACUGGCUUAAAUUUGUUGGAUUUAAAAGCGCCGUUGAUUGAUUGUUCCUGUCAAGGUUUUGAUGACAUGGUUCAUCUUUUACUGCAGAUGAAUUAUGACGUGAAUGAACAAGAUUCCUUUGGAAGAUCCGCAUUAUUUGUUGCGUCUGCAAAAGGUCACAUUGAAGUUGUUAAAAGGUUGGUAGAACAUGAACCCAAAACCAAUAAAGACAAUAUCGAAAAUGAAGUGGAUAAACAAAUUAAAGUCAAUAUCAACAUAUGCGACAAUAAGAAAAGAACUCCAUUACACGUAGCAUGUGCAGAAAGGAAAACCUCCGUAGUCAAAUAUUUAAUUCAGAAAGACGCUGAUAUUUUUGCAGUUGAUGAAGAUGGAUAUUCUCCUCUUCAUAUGGCUUGUGUGUCGGGAGACAAAGAUAUUGUUGAACAUCUGUUAACAAUAUACAUAGGAAAACGGAAGGAAACAGAACUAGAAAAAAAAGACAAUCUCGGAAAAACACCUAUUAUUCUGGCUGCGUCAAAGGGUGAAAAUGAAAUAGUUGAAUUAUUGCUGCUUUACAAGUCAAAUAUCAGUGCAACCGACAAAAGAGGACUCACCGCACUUCUGGAUGCGAGUUUGAAUGGAUUUUCAAGAACGGCGAAAGUUCUCAUCGAAAAAAAUGCAAAUAUUUACCAUGUAGAUAAUGAUGGACGCACUGCUUUAUUCAUUGCCUGUGAGAAAGGAUAUCCCAAAAUAGUAGAAAUGUUAGUUAAAAUAAAUCAGGAUAUUAUUGCUAUGUGUGAUUGGCAUAAAAAAUCUCCAUUUUAUAUAGCAUGCGCCAAAGGGCGAUUAACAAUCGCAAACAUGUUAUUUGAGUGCGGCGCUGAUAUCAAUUUGUUGGAUGAAGACGAAAAAUCACCAAUAUAUGCUGCUUGCCAGAGAGGACAUGAGAAAAUCGUACAAUUUCUGUUAGAGAAAGGUGCUAAAAUUGAUACAUCCGACAGUCAUGACAACUUGCCCCUACACAUCGCCUGUAAGGGUGGAUAUUUAAAUAUAGUGCAAUUGUUAUCACAAAACCAUACACAUUAUAUUACCGUUCCAAACCAAUGGAACGAGAAAGCAAUAGAUGUAGCACAAAAACAGGGUCAUAAGGACAUCGUAUGUUAUUUGAAUGAACAGGAAAUCAAACUUAAUAGCGCAAACACGGAAACAACAAGUGUUGUGACAAAUAAUUCAUAA
Mytilus trossulus (common blue mussel) is the source of this 3030-nucleotide messenger RNA. RefSeq lists its product as uncharacterized. Gene Ontology annotation, molecular function: transcription cis-regulatory region binding; protein binding. Gene Ontology annotation, cellular component: nucleus. Bases 1 to 3030 code for a protein of 1009 amino acids. Lineage: Eukaryota; Metazoa; Mollusca; Bivalvia; Mytilida; Mytilidae. The record is from RefSeq and is a predicted model, not a curated record. The transcript has 6 exons. Gene Ontology annotation, biological process: positive regulation of transcription by RNA polymerase II.